CAAGAUUAUAUUAGGUGUUUAGCCUCACCUUUGUGUUCCGGUUAGAGUCACAGGUGCACACGGAAAUAACCUUCGACUAUGGAUAUCUCCAACAUGUCUGAAGAGAGCAACAAGCUGGGCCCCAUCUCUGCUGUCGGAAUAGUUAGCUCACUCACCAAAAUCCCUGACGGUUACUAUGCUGUUACACAAACAACAGAUGGCUCCGACGCCGACCUGUGGAAGGACGGCUUAUUCAAAUCCAAGGUCACUCGCUACCUUUGCUUCUCCAGGAAAACUGAGCCUGAAGUUGUUGUGGAUAUGAAGCUGAUUGACAUCAAGGACCCGUUGCCAGAGUCCUUCACACUUGUGCAAGAAACAUUAGACAAAAAGGAAGCUGCCAUGAGGAAGAGGAGGCUGUGUGUGAAAAUGAGCACUCGUGAGGCUGCCGAGACAGCUGUAUGUGACAUCCAGAUCACCGCCAAAUCCAAGUACCAGCUUGUUAACUACACCUGUGUGGGAGAGAUAAACAAUAUGGGAAUAUGGUAUCGCAUGGGAGACGUUCCUCGGAGUCUGUCAUCUCAGCAAACCAGGAGCGCUCCAAAAACUGACGCCCUGUACAGCACAAUAAGCAGGAUCGCAAUCAGCAGGCCACAGUAUCAGCAGGAGAACAGUGGCAUCUACACUAUGUCAGCUCUCGACGAUGUGCCAUUUAUGGUGUCGGAGAAGUUUCACGUAAAACCUCAACAGAUGCAGCAAGUCAAUUUAAUGGGCAUUACGAUCAAAUCCCUGGCAGAGAUCGAGGAGGAAUUCCACUACAACUUCGGCACAGAACUGAGUAUUGUUCCUUAACCCCUCGUCCGGCUCUCCCUCCGAGAAUCGCAACAAGAACAGUGUUUAAUGAAGCAGACGGCAGAUGACAGCCCUCCGUGAGCGUUUGGUUUGUUGCUGUGCUCUGCUGCUAAAAUCAGAGCGACUGAGGAAUUCUCUGCAGAGGGAACAGCUUUCACGCUCCUUCGCGAAGGUGACACUCAUGUCAGCGAAGCCCCGGAGAACGUGACAGGCUUCAACAGCCUCCCUCCCUGCUGGUUCACACAGUGCAUCUACGCGGUGUGCCAUAUGCAUACUGCAUGACUGCGAGAAACGUAGUUAAGAUUUGCAAACUAAUGUGCCAGGCGUUUUUAAUAUCACAUUAAACAUUUUGGGCUUUGUUUUCAUUCUAGAUGCUCCAUUUUGCUGUAAGCGCUCUUAAACGUCGUUGUUUUUGUUCUACACUAUAAAAAUAGACUUGGAGCGUUUAAAAUGUCAAGCAAUUAAAAUUAUUACAAUUUUAUUAAAGCAUAUUAAGCUGUAAUUCCCAUCAGCAAGUAUGGUUGAAUACCAUUUUUUGGCAAUGAAUCCAACUUAAAAAGUUUGUUUAGAAUCUGAAAAUGUUUGGCUAAGUGUUUAAGCUUAUUUAUUUACAUAGGUGGUAUUAUGAAUGAUUACAUAACCUUGGUUGUAAUGGAGCAAGCUGUAAAAGGACAGUCAGGUCUCUAAAUUUAAAAAGGUUUUUUUUUUUUUUUUCCUUGGUCUAAAAAGCAAAACCUUGGGUAAAU
This is a messenger RNA of Poecilia reticulata (guppy), 1574 nucleotides long. RefSeq names its product multivesicular body subunit 12Bb (gene mvb12bb). Lineage: Eukaryota; Metazoa; Chordata; Actinopteri; Cyprinodontiformes; Poeciliidae. Gene Ontology annotation, biological process: viral budding; virus maturation; regulation of epidermal growth factor receptor signaling pathway. Gene Ontology annotation, cellular component: late endosome; ESCRT I complex. The record is from RefSeq and is a predicted model, not a curated record.